AUGCGACCACCAUGGCUCAUCCCACUAUGCGGGUUUCUAGGCUUAUCAACCGCCUUCGCAAAGGCCCCAAACAACGAAAUCCCAAUCAAAAAUGAAAAUCACAUCUUCAAUGUGAUCCAAGACUCAAUGCGCCAGUGGGGAUCGUCUCUACACCACAACGGCGUGUCGUUCUUCCUCGCGAGUAUUCCCGCCGGCACACAAUUAUACCAUGGAACCUCCGAGGCCACCCCGGUGAAUGGCACCGAGUGGCUGGCGUUCGAGCCUGAACAUGCAAUGGAUGGAGGCCAUGGUGAGCUGCGGAAGCGGGAACCUCAUGACACAGAUGAGAAACACCAUGGCCCGACAGGUGGUCGCCCACCAAUGGCAUUCGAUGAGAAUGAGGCCGGGUAUUUGCAUACGUACGCUGCAGCCAAGGAUCUCCGUCUUUUGUAUCUCGAUGGUAUGUCUGCUGCCAAGACAUCGAAGGGCACACUUGAUUCCCAGGAUGCGAUUUUGUUCAACGGCGCACUAGAUGAUUCUCCGAGUCGGGGUAAUGGGCAGGAGAACGAACGUGCCAGACUAGCUUGCGAGAUGGCCGAGAAUGAAUGGGAGGGUCGCAUCGACGGUGUUCUACGCAUGGAAGCUGGCUUUGAGAUUAUCCUGUGCGACUUUGGGCGCGAUCUAACCCCCGUGCGAAUCACGCAGGUCAAGCAGAACUCUGAGAAGCAACGUGGACCUAGUGGUAACCGUAAACAUGGCGACGGGGGUGGGUCUCACAAAGAGGAUGGUGACAAGCACCACGGCAGUCCUGGUCCAGGGAAGGAGGAUGACGGAAAGCGACACGGCCCCGGUGGUCCUGGAGGCCCUGGAGGAGGCCCUGACUCAUCGCGAUGGAUGCGCGCAAUCACCGCGCGCUACAACGGAAUCGGUGGGAACCGAGUUUCGCUGAACUUCAACCACUUCGUGACGGCCUUCUCUCACAACGUGGACCUUUUCCGAGAUAAUCCAACCCUCCCCCGACUUGCCAGCCUCUCUCCUAGGAGUCGGGCUUUUCUCCGUUCCGAGGUCACAUCUCUGAUCUUGACGCAGAAUGCUGCCGAUGUCAGCGAGGACUGGCAAGCGAUUACGGAUAUGAUCGUGACUCGGUACAGCAAGGAGCUAUCAUAUUUUAUUUCCGGUAGUAUUGAGUCAAUCGAGCGGCUGCAGUCCGAGGUUGAGCGUGUCUUGUCUCCGUUCAUUGAUUACAGUGAGCGAGAUGAUGUUGCUGAGAGCGAGCGUUGUGCGACUCAAUUCUUGCCGUUGGGAGCUUUGGGAAGUGGGGGUCUUGCGGUGCAGGCUGUUCACGGUGUCGCUUACAAAAUCUGCUCGUCUUUGAUCGAGGCUGGGAAGGAAAAUGACCUUGAGGCUGCGGUUCGGGUUGUUCGGGAUCUGGUUGGUUAUCUGGAUUGGGCGACGUGGAAGGAGUGCAGUGGUUGUGCGGCGAAUGAGAUUUGUGUCGUGCCUAUCUGGCCCAUGGGUACGAUCCAGGACUAUGAGAGCCCUCAGUGCAAGGAUGCAUCGAACCCGUACGACCAGGGUGGAGAGAGUUACUGGGGUGGAAUGUGCCACUGA
Messenger RNA from Penicillium verrucosum, 1590 nucleotides. RefSeq lists its product as uncharacterized. The record is from RefSeq and is a predicted model, not a curated record. Bases 1 to 1590 code for a protein of 529 amino acids. Lineage: Eukaryota; Fungi; Ascomycota; Eurotiomycetes; Eurotiales; Aspergillaceae. The transcript has 2 exons.